AUGGGCAAGGAAUCGCCGAGGAGGCUGCUCAUCGCCAAUCGUGGGGAGAUUGCUAACCGCAUAUUGAAAGCGGCUAGGCGUUUGGAUUUUCAUAUCGUUUCGAUAUACACGUCGACGGACGUAUCCAGCCCGCACGUCACCGAGGCCGACGUCUCUCUUCCGGUAUCGUCUUACACUGACAUCGAGGAGAUAGUCGGCCUGAUCAAGCAGAACCGCGUCCAGUACGUGAUCCCAGGAUAUGGAUUCCUAUCGGAGAAUCAAGAGUUUGCCGUGGCCAUCCGGGAUGCUGGGGCUGUCUUUGUCGGCCCCGAGCCAGAGCACAUCUCGACGUUCGGCAUCCAAGGUCGCGCGCGAGAUCUCGCUGCGAGCAUAGGAGCCAUGCUCAAGGCCACUGCCGGAGGUGGCGGAAUGGGCUUCCACAUUUGCGAAAAUGAGUCCGAGCUGCGUUCAUCGUUUGCCAGUGUAGCCAGGAUUGGAAAAGAGCUCUUUGAGGCUUCAGAGCUGCUGGGCCGCGCCAUCAAAUAUCAGUCGGCAGGGACGCUUGAGUACCUUGUCGAUGACACAACUGCCAGCUUCUUCUGCCUGGAGAUGAACUCUCGACUCCAGGUCGAACAUGGCAUCACCGAAAUGCGGUUCGGUAUUGACUUGGUCGAGCUGUUGCUCCAACAAGCCGAGAGUCCAAUGAAACUCGACCCUCUCAAGAAGAUCAUCCCGACAGAUUUCGCCAUUGAAGCCCGCGUGUACGCCGAAGACCCCCUCAAAAACCAUAUGCCGAGUCCAGGCCAGCUGCAGCAACUCGAAUUUGGUGGCGGCCCGGGGGUCCGGGUCGGCACCUGGGUACGGACGGGAACGAUCAUGUCUCUUGCCUACGAUCCGCUCUUGGCAAAGGUGAUGGCACACGGCCGCACCAGGGCCGUUGCCAUCUCCGCCCUUACCCAGACCUUGGCUGUUACCAAGCUGCAGGGCAUUGUCACCAACGCCGACUUGUUGCGCAAGAUUCUCGAGUCCUCUGCGUUCUCUCAGGGACGGACAACGACCAACUUCUUGAAGAGCUUCGAAUACACACCUUGCGUCAUGGAGAUUGUUUCCCCAGGCAGCUACACCACAAUCCACGACUUUCCAGGACGGCGUGGCGUCGGCUUCGGAAAUGAUCCCAGCUGCGAGCUGCUCGAGAUUACCUACUCGGGACCCAAAAUCAAGUUCCAUCAGAAAGCCAUCGUGGCGAUGGCGGGCGCCGUGGCCGAUGCUCAAAUCGACGAAUCUCCUGUUCCCAUGUACACGCGUCUUGAUGUGCCAGCUGGCGCCCUGUUGUCGGUGGGUGCUCUGUCCGGCGGUUGCCGCACCCAUCUCGCCGUCCGAGGCGGCUUCCCCGGCAUACCCCUGUACCUCAAUGCCAAGUCCACGAAUCCCGUGGUGGAAAUUGGCGGACUUCAGGGGCGUCAGCUGGUAGCCGGAGACAUCCUGGAGAUGAACAAGGCCGGCAUGUUCGAGGCCUUUGAGCUUCAGGCGCCUCGAAUUCCAGUCUGGGAUUCAAACAUCGUUUGCUGUCUGUCUGGCCCCCACGAUUCUCCUGAUAUCAUGACUCCAGAAGACGUAGAAUCCAUUUACUCGAGCGAAUGGACCGUGUCGCACCAGGCAUCGCGUAUUGGUGUCCGCCUUCAUGGAUCACAGCCAUAUUGGGCGAGACAGACGGGUGGCGAAGGCGGCUCUCACCCCAGCAACUACCUCGACUAUCCUUAUCCCAUUGGAGCUCUGAACUGGACUGGAGACUCGUGCGUCAUCUUCUCCGCGGACGCCCCGUCGUUGGGCGGGUUCACCACCUCCCAUUUGAUCCCACGGGCCGAGCUAUUCAAGGUGGGCCAGAUGAAGCCGGGCGACAAGUUUCUCUUUACGCCGAUGACGAUACAGUCUGCCACGGAGCUUGGAAGACGCCUGAAGGAAUUUAUCGAGGCUAUCUCCAGCCUUGCACUUGGAAACUCUGAACCCGUCGAGCCGCUGCCCCUGUCGCCUCCAUCAGGCUUGGGGUUGAAGACUGGGUCAACAGCCAUCAUCUGCCGGCUCGGAGAUGUGACAAUGCGGCAGGCUGGAGACUCAUAUAUAUCGGUGGAGUUCUUGCAAUCGUUGCAGCUUGAAGUCCGUUGCAGGGUGCAGGCUGUGGGCGAGGCAAUCGACCGGGCUGGCAUCCGCGAUGUUUGCCUCAUAACGCCCAUAGGAUGCAGCUUGUUGGUCGAAUACGAUUGUUUUCCCAUCCCACAGAGCGGCCUGGUCGACAUCAUCAAACGCGUCCUGGUUGACGAACGAGGCUCCGGAUCAGGGGCCAAGAAGCUAUCAAGCCGUCACAUUCGGCUGCCCAUGGUCUUUGACGAUGAAGUCAACAAGAUAUGCGUGGAGCGGUACAUGGCGACGCAGCGCCCAUACGCAGCAUACCUUCCCGAUCCGGUAGAGUUCAUUGCUCGCUCCAACGGCCUCGACUCGAAGCAGGAAAUUCUCGAGCAAGUGCUGAGCACGAGGAUUCUCGUCGUGGGUGUCGGGUUUUGGAGCGGGACGCCAAUUGGAAUUCCCUUGGAUCCGCGAGCGCGGCUGAUGGUGCCAAAAUCCAGCCCGUCGAGGACCGUUUCGCCCGCCGGCGGCCUCGGCAUUGGCGGGUGCUUCUUCUGCUGCGACCCAGUCGACUCUCCCGGCGGCUACGUUAAUAUCGGUCGCACGCUUCCGGGCUGGGACAAGUUCUGCGUCAACAAGGACGUCGGCGACCGGCCAUGGCUCUUUGACAACUUUGACCAGUUGAGCUUCUACACGGUCGACGAGGACGAGUUUGAGCACAUCCACAGCCGCUGCCAGGCCGGCAAGUACGAGUUAUCCACGACCCAGACCGAGUUCGACGUCGGCGAGUAUUCCGAGUUUUGCGAGAGCGUCGCUGAGGAGGCGGCGGCUUUCGAGGCAAGACAACAGGCCGCCACGGCCAUUGAAGUCGGCAAGUGCGUUGCGGCGUCUGCCAGUCGGGGCCGACGAUGGCAGGCGGAGCAAAAAGUCGAAGAAAAGGAUGCGUUGCCUCCCUUGGACGACGUCGACGAGACGCUGGAGAUUCAGACGAGCAUGCACGCCAGCGUGUACAAGAUCCACGUCCAAAAUGGAGACGCCAUCGAGGCGGGCGACGUCCUGUUCACCCUGGAAGCCAUGAAGAUGGAGGUCAACGUCGCGGCAUCGACGGCCCAGGCCGGCCUCGCCAUCGAGAGCAUCGUCGUCGCGCCCGGCGAUGUCGUCAAGCCUGGAGAAACGCUCAUGGUGCUGUCACGGCCUCGGGUUACGGCAUCGUCUUGA
Messenger RNA from Hirsutella rhossiliensis, 3318 nucleotides. RefSeq names its product carboxyltransferase domain-containing protein. The record is from RefSeq and is a predicted model, not a curated record. NCBI's taxonomy places the organism in Eukaryota, Fungi, Ascomycota, Sordariomycetes, Hypocreales, Ophiocordycipitaceae. Bases 1 to 3318 code for a protein of 1105 amino acids. Gene Ontology annotation, molecular function: metal ion binding; ATP binding. The transcript is spliced from 9 exons.